Trichoplusia ni (cabbage looper) is the source of this 3592-nucleotide messenger RNA. RefSeq names its product GATOR complex protein MIOS (gene mio). Gene Ontology annotation, biological process: cellular response to amino acid starvation; positive regulation of TORC1 signaling. Gene Ontology annotation, molecular function: protein binding. The record is from RefSeq and is a predicted model, not a curated record. Bases 279 to 2957 code for a protein of 892 amino acids. The transcript is spliced from 16 exons. Gene Ontology annotation, cellular component: cytoplasm. Lineage: Eukaryota; Metazoa; Arthropoda; Insecta; Lepidoptera; Noctuidae.
AAUUAUUAAAAGAAUAACAUUUUGAAGAAAGCAGUUACUGUAGCGGCAUCUAGUAAUAUUUAAGGGAAUAUUAUGCCUUAGUUGACUUGCCCUGUGGCAUAGAUGGCACCACUUUCCAUACAUUUUGUUUUCUUGUCCUCAAAGUACUGUACUGUCACCCCCAUGAGUGCAACAACAAAACGAGGUAGACGUCAAAACAUAGGACAAGUGGCGUAUUUACUUGCAAAACAAAAAUAAAUAUGCACUGAUUUUGAACUAUUAGAGAUAAUAAUAGUAAAAUGAUGUCUGGUGUUAAAUUGGACGUGCUUUGGUCACCUAUUCAUCACGAAAAGUUUAUAUUAUGGGGUCCCGACAUAACCUUAUAUGAAGUAUCUCGAAUAAAAGAAAUCGAGAAAAAAACAACAUUCACCCCAAUAUCUCCAACGCGAGGAGCGACAGUCCUUGCAUCACAGAGCGCCAGUGGAGUCCGCUGUGUGGAUAUCAGUGCCAUUCCAGAGCAGCCAGAGCCGUUACUAGCUCUUGGCUAUGCAAGUGGAAAAGUUGCACUUACUACAUUGAAGCAGACAUAUGAUCCACUCGGGCUUGUAGGGAGGGAGUUCUCUCCCCGCUACCCUCGCCUCUGCAACUCAGUAUCAUGGAGUCAUAUGGAGACCAACAUGCUGGCUGUGGCCAUGGAGAAGCACCGCAGUGAUCACUGCAUCUUGUUAUGGGAUGUGUAUCGAGGCUCUAUGCUCUCUGAUGAGGCCAAAGUUACAGAAUCAGCAUCGCCCUCCGUGGCAGCCGACGCUCCGCGGCCGCUGGCAGAGAUGGGCCUCUCGGAGACCGCACACAGCGUCACCUGGGCCAACUUCUCUAGCAGGACUCUCGUCGCGUCCAUGAACCUCAAGUACAUCAAGCUGUUUGAUCUUCGAGACCUGUCGAACAAGGCAGUGAGCAUGACGACGACGCGCUACUGCUACGGCGUGGUGGCGGAGCCGUGGGGCGGCUACCAGCUGGCGUCGCGCGGCGAGGGCGUGGCGUGCGUGUGGGACGCGCGCGCCUUGCAGAGGCCGCUGCUCACGCUGCAGCAUCCGCGCCCGCUCGCGCAGCUGCACUGGUGUCCUACCAGGCGGAACCUGCUAGUGUCGCUGCAGCGCGACUCGAACACGCUGCGUAUCCACGACAUCCAACAAGCGAACAGUGACACCAAACUGAAUAACGUAUCUGAUAGCGUGCAAACAGCGACGCCGGUGGUGGAGGCGGAGCUGGAGGAGCAGUACUCGCGCGGGCCCGGCGUGCUGGAGCGGGACGUGGCCGUCGGCGGGCCUGCGCCUGCGCCGCUCGUGGCCUUCAGCUGGCAUCCCGCGCACGAGGGCCGUCUGCUGGCCGUGUGCGCCUCGGGAGCUCUGGUGGACUACACGGUGUGCGAGCGCGUGACGGUGUCGUGGGGCGGCGGCGGCCUGGUGUGGGCGGGCGGCGGCGGACAGCUGCGCCUGCUCAAGGACGACUUCUACGCCGCUGUCAAAGACAUCUCCUACGUGAUGAAGAAGCGCGCGCAGACUGACUAUGGACUCAAGCCAGAUUUGUGGCAAAACGCUGACUUAGCAGAUGAUGACUCAUUAAGUGGACUCUGGCAUUUUCUGGCUCUCAGCAAGUCACUCGUUGAAGAUGGCUGCAUCCGCAACAGUCCGUGGAAGCAUCCGGGAGUGCGCACAGUACUACGCUCGGUGGGUGAUGGCGGUUACCGCUCCGAGAUCGUGCCCUCGCUGCUGCCCGACCUGCCCAACAGGAGGGUCACCAUCUACAGGAGUGCGGAGCGCACGCGCGGGCUGCAGCUGUGCGGCUGGGGCUGGGGCUGGGAGAACGCGCUGGCGGGCGUGGAGCGGGCCGAGGCCGAGGGCACGCCCUGCCGCGCCGCCGCGCUGGCCGCCUUCCAGCUGCGCGUGCGCACCGCGCUGGACGUGCUGGCGCGCGCGCAGCAGCCCGUGCUGCGCGUGGUGGCGCUGGCGCUGGCGGGGCUGAGCGACGAGCGCCUGUGGCGGGAGGCGCUGGGCGGGGCCGCGGCCGCGCUGCCGGACCCCUACCUGCGCGCGCUGCUGCGCUUCCUGGCCGCGUCCGCGCCCGCGCACCCGCACCACCACCCGCCGCCCGCGCACCACCCCGACCUCGCCGCCGUGCUGAACGAAACAGAGAUGCGCCUAGAGGACCGCGUGGCGUUCGCGUGCAUCUUCCUGCCGGACGCCAAGCUGCACGAGUACAUCCGGCAGACCUGCGACACGCUGCUGGACCAGGGGGACCUGUCCGGGAUCCUGCUCACUGGCGUGAGUCCCGAGGGCAUCUCGCUGCUGCAGCGCUGGGUGGAGAACACGGGCGACGUGCAGUCGGCGGCGCUGCUGGCCGCGCGCUGCGCCACGCCCGAGCUGCUGCGGGACCCGCGGGUGCUGCACUGGCUCGACAGCUACCGCGACAUCCUGGACGGCUGGCAGCUGUGGUGGGCGCGCUGCGCGCUGGACACGUGGGUGAUGGCGGGCGCGGGGGGCGGGGACUGGGGCGCGGGGGGCGCAGGGGGCGCGGGCGCGGUGCCGCGACACGUGUGUGUGGCCUGCACCUACUGCGGCAAGUCCGUGGCCGCGCCCCCGGGACACGCGCGCCCCAGGGUCGCUUUCGCGCGCCUGCCGCCGCCCGCCGCCAAGAUGAAGCAAAUCUCGUCGUGCCCGAACUGCCGCAAGCCGCUGCCCCGCUGCGGGGUCUGCUCGCUGCACGUGGGCACGGGGGCGGGCGCGGGGGGCGCGGGGGCCCCGGCCGCGGGCGCCGCCUUCAGCAGCUGGUUCAGCUGGUGCGUGGCCUGCAGGCACGGCGGACACGCGCAGCAUCUCAUCAACUGGUUCAAAGAGCACACGGAGUGUCCGGUGAGCUCGUGUACGUGUCACUGCGCCACGCUGGACCCGCCCGACCGCCCCGCGCCGCUGCUGCCCUAGUCCACACACACCUACUACACCUGCUAUGUUCCUUUACUCAUUACUUUUAUAUAAAAUCGUAAAGCUUGGCCACUGCUAUAAAGCUAAAGCAGCUUGCGAAAUUGAAUGUAUAAAUAGUCUAUGUUUAUUCUAGUCGAUGCACACUUACCUUAAAGACAGAGGGCGCCACUGAUUGUGUUACAAAUUUCUAUUUGUACAUUUUGAGUAAAAAUGACGUAGAUUCUUGGUAUAAUAAUUUGAACAAAAACAAUCCUAUUUUUGGGAGCUACCGCCCAUAAAAAGAACUUAAUAUAUAUUUACUAGGCUUAUAUUUCGUUCCCCUCGGUUGUAAAUGUAAUCUGUUUGACCGACCGGUCUGAUCCAUAGUGUAAGUACUCGGUGUUCAUAGCUUAAGCAGUAAUGUCAUAUUUUUAUACUUAGCUAUAAGAGAUGGGUUAUUUUUGUACACAACAUUAUUUAAGGCAUAUUUUACUUUUAUAUUUGUACUAUACUUCUUUAUUGUUGCAUUUCAUGUAGGGUUCUACUUGAUCCAUAAGUUCAAUAUCAUAUUUUUGUUAUAUUGUUAUCAGGCACGACCCACCUGCCUACAUAUUGUUAUGUGUUGUUAACAAUAAAAUGAUCUUUCAACAUUCAAA